CGGAGGUCAGACGCAGUUGUCCAAUGUUACUUCCACAUUUCCCGUAACCGAAACACUUGGAAGAUUCUGUUAGCGCACGCAGAUCUUGGUUUGGAAACAUGUCCUCUCAUGAUCAAGGGGAAACGUCUUCCAAUCCUUCCUAUCUUGUCGGGAAGAGAGAUGACAUCAUUCAAGCCAAGCGAGUGACAAAAUUUGUGAACGGAAGGGAUGUUCUCGUGCUUUACCACCAGGGGGAGUUCCAUGCACUGGAUAUGCGCUGUUACCACUCUGGAGGUCCACUAGUGAAGGGAGAUAUUGAGGAGUUUAACGGACAAAUGUGUAUUGUGUGCCCAUGGCAUAAAUAUAAGAUCACCUUGGCCGAGGGGGAGGGACUUUAUCAGGCAGUCGACCCAAACAUGAAGCCGCCAAAACCAGUUUGGUGUUCCAAAGGGAUCAAACAGAGAAUUCACACCGUGAGCGUUUCUAACGGCGACGUGUUUGUCACCUUAAAUGACUCACCUGGAGCCAUUGACUCUGACUAUUACCAAACUCAGAAGUACAGGGACAAGCUAGCAAAAGGAGAGAUAAAGGAGGAGAAAUGACAUUGCAGACAAUAAUAUAAUGUUUGGGAUGUGAACAUGCAGAAAUUGAGUUUCUGAGCCAGCUGAGCAAAGUAGUGCCUUACCUUCCCUUUGGCAUUUGUUGUCCUGGGUACAGGGGCUUUGUCAAUAUCGUUUGUGGAAUAUAAUUGGUAUGGUUGUGUUCAAGCUAUUUUUAUAGACUCACAAAAAUUUCAGUCAGUUGUGUGUCACUGAACAAUCUUCCUUCAUAAACUUCUCUCACAUUUGACUCAUAGACUGAACAUG
Chanos chanos (milkfish) is the source of this 845-nucleotide messenger RNA. RefSeq names its product Rieske domain-containing protein. The transcript is spliced from 4 exons. Gene Ontology annotation, molecular function: 2 iron, 2 sulfur cluster binding. Bases 99 to 581 code for a protein of 160 amino acids. NCBI's taxonomy places the organism in Eukaryota, Metazoa, Chordata, Actinopteri, Gonorynchiformes, Chanidae. The record is from RefSeq and is a predicted model, not a curated record.